AUGGCUCAAAUUUUUAACAUCUCAGAGCAGGUGAAGCUGAAUUGUUGUGGUGAAAAGUUCUAUGACUUUUUUGUAAACAAAAUGGAUUAUUAUGUUCACAUGUUCCCUCAAAGGCUUAAGAGCUAUAAGUUUGUGGAGGGAAAUGGCUUUACUCAUGGCAGUGUCACCCAUUGGAAAUAUGACUUUGGUAUCCCAGCAGAAGUAAAGACAAGGCUACUUGUGGAUGAACCUAACAAAGCAGUAAUUUUUGAAUGCCUUGAAGGAGAUCUGUUAAAAGACUUUGAAAUGUUCCAGGUGAAAGUUCAAGUUACAGAUGGUGGUAAAAAUGCUGUUAGUUCAGUUAAAUGGUCAGUGGAAUUUAUGAAGGCAAAUGAAGAUGUGGCUCCACCACAUAACUAUCUCCAAUUUGGAGUUGAUGUUUGCAAAGGCCUUGAUGCUUACCUUUCCAAAAAAUUAAUGAACUAAAAGAAGAGGGGAAA
Benincasa hispida (wax gourd) is the source of this 479-nucleotide messenger RNA. RefSeq names its product MLP-like protein 34. Gene Ontology annotation, biological process: defense response. Lineage: Eukaryota; Viridiplantae; Streptophyta; Magnoliopsida; Cucurbitales; Cucurbitaceae. The record is from RefSeq and is a predicted model, not a curated record.